Messenger RNA from Purpureocillium lilacinum, 1179 nucleotides. RefSeq names its product altered inheritance of mitochondria protein 18 mitochondrial. The record is from RefSeq and is a predicted model, not a curated record. Lineage: Eukaryota; Fungi; Ascomycota; Sordariomycetes; Hypocreales; Ophiocordycipitaceae. Gene Ontology annotation, molecular function: intramolecular lyase activity.
AUGAUUCGCCCCUCGGCCCUCGCCCGGCCGGCCCGCGCCUCAGCCCGGAUCCUGUCUGGCCGCACCGCCGCCGCUUCCGCCGCACGCCGCACGCUCUUUACGCAGCGCCAGUCCACCCGCGCGACCCAAGACUUUGACCUCAACAAGCUGAAUGCGAAGCGCCGCGACUACGAGCAGAACCGCACGGCGUUCCUCGCGGCGGGCGCCAUCGCCGGCAUCGUCUCCUUCAUCUACACCGCGUGGAAGCUCAAGAAGGCCCUUGAGGCUGAGCGGGAAAAGGAAAGCAGCUUGUCCGUCAAGUGCGACGCUCCGCCGUCGGUGCCGACCGAGACGUUCAAGACCGAGGCCGGCGAGCGGCGCAAGGUCGUGGUGCACGAUGAAGAAGGCCGCGAAAUCGUUCCCACCGGCAACUCGACCGUCCCGGUCUUCCCGCGCCUCAUCGACGUUGACGUUCCGGCGUCACAGCACGACGGUCCCGUCGCCGCCUCCCUCACCGACAAAAAUGGCGUCGAGUUCACCCUCGUGGGGCUCGGCAUGCGGACGGUGACCUUCCUCGGCCUGCAGGUCUACCUCGUGGGCUUCUACGUGGCGACGCAGGACGUGGCCCGGCUGCAGCACUACCUGGUCAAGAAGAUCAACCCCGUCGCCACGACGCUGAUCCCCUCGGAGAAGCAAGACCUGCGCAAGGCGCUGCUCGAUGCCACUGAGGGCGAGGAGACGUGGGACGCGAUCCUGCGCGAGGCCGGGUGCCGCAGCGUGUUCCGCAUCACCCCGGUCCGCGACACCGACUUCCACCACCUACGCGACGGCUUCGUGCGGGCCAUCCAGGCGCGGUCGCUGCGCAGCACGGCAUACAACGACGAGGCCUUUGGCGCCGCCAUGAAGGAGUUCAAGGGCAUGUUCAACCGCGGGUCGGUGCCCAAGAAGAAGGAGCUGCUUCUGUACCGCGGCGCCGACGGCGCCCUGUCCAUCCUGUACGGCGACGGCACGACCAAGAACAAGGACGGCAAGAGGGACCGCAUGGGCAGCGUGGCCGACGAGCGUCUCUCGCGGUUGCUGUGGCUCAAUUACCUGGCAGGGAACAAGGUCGCGUCCGAGGGGGCACGGCAAAACAUUAUCGACGGGGUCAUGGAGUUUGUCGAGCGACCGGUGGGCACUGUCGCGACGCAAGUCGUGUAG